Oncorhynchus tshawytscha (Chinook salmon) is the source of this 1877-nucleotide messenger RNA. Its product is annotated as glucosamine-6-phosphate isomerase 2. The transcript is spliced from 7 exons. Gene Ontology annotation, molecular function: identical protein binding; glucosamine-6-phosphate deaminase activity. Gene Ontology annotation, cellular component: cytoplasm. Bases 167 to 994 code for a protein of 275 amino acids. Gene Ontology annotation, biological process: D-glucosamine catabolic process; N-acetylneuraminate catabolic process; carbohydrate metabolic process. NCBI's taxonomy places the organism in Eukaryota, Metazoa, Chordata, Actinopteri, Salmoniformes, Salmonidae. The record is from RefSeq and is a predicted model, not a curated record.
ACCAAUGAAUGAGCACGUACUGGUCGUAUGAACAACCGGAGGUGAAUAACGUGAUCAGUACAGUGUGUUUACAUUGUGUCGCCAGAAAGCAAGAAAAAACGGUAAACUUGAAAUAGCCCAGAUUCACAACGAGACCAAGAGGAUCUCUCCAUUCAACACCUCCAAAAUGAGACUGGUGAUCCUGGAGGACUAUGACCUGGCCAGUGAAUGGGCAGCCAAAUACAUCCGCAACAGAAUCAUCCAGUUCAAGCCCAGUGCUGACAGAUACUUCACUUUAGGAUUACCCACAGGAAGCACUCCGUUUGGCUGUUACAAAAAGUUGAUAGAGUUUCACAAGAAUGGGGACCUCUCUUUCAAAUAUGUGAAGACCUUCAACAUGGAUGAGUAUGUGGGCCUGCCCCGGGCCCACCCAGAGAGCUACCACUCCUACAUGUGGAACAACUUCUUCAAGCACAUUGACAUUGAUCCAGCUAAUGCCAGUAUCCUGGAUGGCAAUAUCACUGACCUGGAAGCAGAGUGUGAGGCCUUUGAGAAGAAGAUCACCCAGGCUGGGGGAAUCGACUUGUUUGUGGGAGGUAUUGGACCAGACGGCCACAUUGCCUUCAAUGAGCCAGGCUCCAGUCUAGUCUCCAGGACCAGAGUGAAGACUUUAGCAAAGGACACCAUCGUAGCGAAUGCCCGUUUCUUUGGCAACGACCUGUCAAAGGUCCCCACCAUGGCCUUGACUGUGGGUGUGGGGACAGUCAUGGAUGCCCGAGAGGUUAUGAUUCUUAUCACUGGAGCCCACAAAGCCUUUGCCCUGUACAAAGCAAUAGAGGAGGGGGUCAACCACAUGUGGACCGUCUCAGCCUUCCAGCAGCACCCACGCACCAUCUUUGUGUGUGACGAGGACGCCACACUGGAGCUCAGAGUCAAAACAGUCAAGUACUUCAAAGGUUUGAUGCAUGUUCACAACCGACUGGUGGAUCCAGUACUCAGCAUAAAGGACCAAUAAUGGAGAAUAAAACCAAGUCAGAGAAUUCCAGACCUCAAAAUGGUGGAUGGACCCAGUUGUUGGUAGGCUACAACCAGCAUGCCAAUGUGCCAGAGAGAUUGUUUGUCAGCACUUCAGUUGAGGGGCUGUGGUUUAAGGCUGCCAUAACAACUAACCAAGCAUUACAGUGCAUGAGAUUUGCUCAGUUUGUUACAUUGCAUUAGGAUACUAUGAAGGCUAACUGUAAAUGCCCCCUCAGCUGAUAUGUUAAAGAUGCCAUGAAUUCUCAUAUACAACUGUUACCAAUAUAUUAUGAGGUCAGAAUCUUUGCAGUAUUAGUCUCAAACAGAUUUAUUUGCCUUCUCGACUACUCUUCUUUCUUCCAUCUGCACAAUCUAGAGACGGGAUGGAUGAAAGCAAAAUGUUUAGACCAGCUUAGAUGAAAUAAAUCCAGUUUGGGUUGUUGAGACCUGUUUAACAGGGAAACAUACAACACUAUAGUUCCUUUACACUCCAUUCCAUGUCAUUUGUAGCUUUGAACGCUCCGUAGGUUUGUUUACCUGACAGUCAGUUAUACUUUUCAAGUCGCCACUGCAGUGAUUUACACUCAAUAUACCUUCUUUUGUAUCCGAAAUGUCAUUCUUGGCCAUGUUGUAUGCUCUCACAAGAUUGUAUCGGCAAUCAUUUGAUGUCAAGGCAUCAUGUUAACUUUUCAAACAUCUCUAAUCAGUCAUUAAUUUACCUUUUUGUUGUUAUUUUGUAGAACAUUCUACCAGAACAAGUAUGUUUUCAUUUCAAUGUAACUCAAUUUUUCCCAACUACUGGGCUUACAAGAUUACUGAGUCUUUUAGAAAUUAAUUGUGCACAUAAUGUACUGUAACUCAUAAAAAUGCUUCAUACCGGC